Messenger RNA from Gastrolobium bilobum, 2075 nucleotides. RefSeq names its product BAG family molecular chaperone regulator 1-like. Gene Ontology annotation, molecular function: adenyl-nucleotide exchange factor activity; protein-folding chaperone binding. The coding region runs from base 772 to 1836 and encodes 354 amino acids. The transcript is spliced from 4 exons. NCBI's taxonomy places the organism in Eukaryota, Viridiplantae, Streptophyta, Magnoliopsida, Fabales, Fabaceae. Gene Ontology annotation, cellular component: cytoplasm. Gene Ontology annotation, biological process: protein stabilization. The record is from RefSeq and is a predicted model, not a curated record.
UUUAUAUUCAUUUUGAUUUUCUCUUUUUUCAACUUUCUCUUUCUUCUUCACCGAUUCUUCCAGAGCUGCAAGAGACAGACAGACAGAGAGAGAGAGAGAAAAUCAAUUCCUCAUAAUUGGAACGAAUUGUUUUCUCUCUUGAUUUUGACUUCACAUUGAUUUACCCGUUCACCUCCUCACAAUCACGGCUUCAGAUUCUCUUUUGUUCAUUUGUUUUUUUGUCUCAGAUUACGCGAGAAAAUUCUCAUCACUCUCUCACAUUAUCUGCAAAGAUCACUGCUUUGAGAUUUUGCAGGUUCAUCUUCUGUUUUUUUUUUUUUUUCUCCGUUCAUCUUAGUCUUUUGCUUCGCAAAGUGAAAACUUUUCCGGCUCCGGUCACUGGCCGGCGAUCUUUUUCCCGGUUGCCGUGAAGACUAAGUUUGAAAGGGUUGGAGUUUUUCUUCAGCCAAACGCCAUUGAUUCUUCUAUAAAAGGAAAAAAGAAAGUUGAAGUUUUCAGUUUCUCUCUCUUGGAAACUUAAAAAGCUAUUUUUUUUUUUUGGGUUUUUUCUCUGUUUUUGUCUCUCUUUUUCUACGCGUGGCUGUGGGGAUUAUACUCAUGGAAUGCCGGGGUCAAAGGUUUCUAUAACAAGGCCAUUGGGUCGUUGAGAUUUCUGUCACAGGAUCAAAGUUAUCAGAGAUCUAAGCCUCUCUUUCUCUCUCUCUCUCUCUGGUUUUGGAUUCACACAAGACAGCUUUUUUGUUGCAGAAUUGUGAAAGAGAAACAUUGAAGAUGAUGAAGAUGAGGAACAUGAAAAAUGGGGUUUCCGCUAUGAAUGGAAGCUCAGGUGGUGCGGGAAAUGAGCCACGGGCAAUGGAUUGGGAGAUGAGACCAGGAGGAAUGCUGGUUCAGCGUCGAACCGCUGACUCGGAUCGGAACUCGGUACCGGCACCGACAAUUAGAGUUCGGGUUAAAUAUGGGUUAACCUACCACGAAGUCAACAUUAGUUCUCAAGCUACAUUUGGGGAACUGAAGAAAAUGCUGUCUGGGCCAACUGGGUUAGACCACCAAGACCAAAAGCUAUUUUAUAAAGACAAGGAGAGGGAUUCAAAGGCGUUUCUUGACAUGGUCGGUGUUAAAGACAAAUCCAAGAUAGUGCUGAUGGAGGACCCUCUUAGUCAAGAGAAGAGGUACUUGGAAAUGAGGAAGAAUGUAAAGAUGGAGAGAGCUGCAAAAUCUAUCUCAGAAAUCAGCUUGGAAGUAGAUAGGCUUGCAGGGCAGGUGUCUGUUCUUGAAUCAAUAAUUAGUAAAGGUGGAAAAGUUGCGGAUACAGAUGUGCUUAGUUUGAUUGAGCUAUUGAUGAAUCAAAUGCUUAAGUUGGAUGGUGUUAUGGCUGAUGGAGAUGUUAAACUCCAGAGGAAAAUUCAGGUUAAGAGAGUUCAAAAGUAUGUUGAAACUCUGGAUGUGUUGAAAAUUAAGAAUUCUAUGCCAAGUACUAAUGGUGGUCAUGCCCCAAAGAAAACUCGAGAAAAGCAUUCAAAUGUGCAAAGACUCGCACCAAUUCAAGAGCAACCAAAAAGCAUGUCAAAUGGGCAUCAUAGAUUAUCUCCAAUUCAGGAGCAAGACCAACAACAAACAAGGAACUCAACCGGGAAUUCUCUAGUAUUUCAGAAUCAGCCGCAACACCAUCAACAGCCCUCAAGGCAUUCUGCUUCAGAAGUAGUGGUUACCACAAAAUGGGAGACAUUUGAUUCUCUACCUCCAUUAAUUCCAGUCACUUCCACAUCGACAACCACAUCCAGCUCAGGGACCAAUAAUUCAGUUCAUCCCAAGUUCAACUGGGAAUUCUUCGACUAAAUAACAUACCACGUGUUUGUAAGUUGUGUGGAUGUGAUUUGGGUUUGUCUUCAACUUGGAGUGUUAUAUCUUAUACAUUCUUUUCUGUAUUUAGAUUUGUCUAGCAACCCCUUUUAUUAGUCUGUCACUUACUUCACCCGAAAUAAACGGGGUUGUUAUGAUAUUAAUUAUCAUAAAACAGGUCAUUUUUUUUGUUAUGAUUUUGGUAUUCUCUGAAUUCAUUUACCAUAUUUAUGGUC